AUGGCUCCUAAUUGUCUUGGUUCCUGCCUUUGGAGGGUCUCUACCUCUCUUCUUCUCUUUUUGACUGCCUCGACUAUCUCUGCCACUUCCAGUGUUGAUGACGGCAAACUGUUUACGGUCAAUGGUAUCAACUACUAUAGUGGUGAUGCGGUCUCGAGAGUAGUUACCUCGGAUUUCAAUUCGACUCGAUUCGAUACAAUCGUUCCCCUGACGGUCAUUCGGACAGAUGAAGCUCUGCUCACCACGAACAUUGUAAAAGAAACCAUUUCAAACUAUUCGGCCACCGAUGAUGUUUUUCAGGCAGGAUUUCUUGAAGCGGUUUUCUUUGUCUACGACGGAGAUGGUCGUGGCCAAGUCGAGUCUGCUGUUCAAAAAGCUCUGAGUGGACUUGGAAAUAGACUUGUGAUGGCAUCUUCCAGAUACCGAGCUGGGGCACAUAUCACACCCGCCAAACUGCUUCAUGACGUACCAAAGGGGCCCUACUUUUACUCGCCGCAGACUGGAGAGAUCUAUCAGGCCUUCCGCCUGUACUCCGAUCAUCAGCUCGCAUUCACUGAAGCUGCUCUUAGUGAUGGGGCCGGAGGGUUCAAACCCUUGCCAGCAACCUCAUCGGGUGCGAUGACGAAGAGCAUUGCUGUGCCAUCUAGGUUAUACUACACGCCAACAUCAACGAAGCCACUUGCUGGGCUACGUUUAGGAGUGAAAGAUAUCUUUGAUUUGAAGGGACUACGGACUAGUGGUGGCAAUCGGGCCUUUUACGAUUUAUAUCCUCCGCGAAACACCACGGGCCCCGCACUCCAGAGACUCAUAGAUGCGGGAGCCAUUGUCGUAGGGAAAAUGGGCACUGUGCAAUUUGCAAAUGGAGACAAUCCAACAGCUGAUUGGGUCGACUUCCACUGUCCUUUCAACCCUCGAGGUGAUGGCUACCAAAGUCCCGGUGGUUCUUCAUCCGGACCUGGUGCCGGUAUUGCAUCUUACGACUGGCUGGACAUUGCCGUAGGAAGUGACACAGGUGGCUCUAUGCGCAACCCAGGCGGAAUGCAGGGACUCUUCGCCAACCGUCCUUCUACUGGGGCUGUAUCUCUUGAUAAUGUUCUUCCACUUUGCCACGCACUCGAUACUGCUGGUGUUUUUGCUCGCAAUGCUGCAACCUGGUCAAAAGUUAUCCAUGCAUGGUACCCGAACUUCACCAGCUAUAGAGAGUAUCCGAAAAGGUUGUUCUACCAGAACUCUUCUUUCCCUAGCUCCAACACCACAUCCGGUGCAAUGCUUGAGGAAUUUUUUAUGAAAGUGGAGGAUUUUCUGGGUACAAAGAGGGUAUUCGUUGAUGUCGCUUCGCAUUGGGAGAAAAGCCGCCCUUCAGAGACACCCUCGAAUAUAACCGACUUACUGAGUACAACAUACGCUGUGUUGGUAUCUGUCGAUCAAUAUCGCUCACUUUCUUUGCCAUUUUACGCAGACUACGCAGCAAAGCACGAUGGUCGCCGACCAUUUGUGAAUCCAGGUCCCUUAGCACGGUGGACCUGGGGCCAGAAUAAUGGUGGUGACACCGCAUACAGCGAAGCUAUGAAAAACAAAACGAUCUUCAAAGACUGGUGGGAAUCAGAUGGAUAUGGAAAGGCAGACAAACAGACUUGUUCUGAGGGUAUCUAUAUGUACCCUUACAGCAAGGGUCAGACAAAGUAUCGGAAUGCCUAUUUUGAUGCACCUUCUGCGCCUCCGAUGGGCUUUUCGGAUGGUCGGAUCGCCGUCUUGGCCGGUACCCCUGAUCUGGUAGUUCCUAUUGGAGAGGUCCCCUAUUACUCUACGAUCUCGCUCAAAACGGAGUUCAUGCCUGUUACGAUGAGCUUUGGCGCAGCCCGGGGCUGUGAUUUGAUGCUGGUUAAUCUCAUCGAGGAUUUGGAACAAGCAGGUAUCUUGAAGCCCGUGAGCACAGGGUCAAUGAUGUACCCU
Molecule: messenger RNA, 1953 nt
Organism: Penicillium hordei
Lineage: Eukaryota; Fungi; Ascomycota; Eurotiomycetes; Eurotiales; Aspergillaceae
Exons: 7
Source: RefSeq, a predicted model, not a curated record